Messenger RNA from Caenorhabditis auriculariae, 2389 nucleotides. The record is from the annotation of a GenBank genome assembly. NCBI's taxonomy places the organism in Eukaryota, Metazoa, Nematoda, Chromadorea, Rhabditida, Rhabditidae.
AUGUUACUCGCAUUUUUCCUUCUCCUGGGCCUUUCAACAGCCCUCGCGGCUCACAAAUCUCGUGAGUUUCUUUUUCGUUGCGAAAUCCAAUGUUCGUUGCGAAAGCCAAUGUUCAGAUGCGAAAAAGGUCGCAGAGCGGCUUUUUAAAAAGAAUCAUACCCCCUCCUCACACAUUGAAAAAUCGCUGGCAAAGGGAUCCGUAGCGCAGCAGGUUGUGUGCCUGUCUACGGCCCAGAGGGUCACAAGUUCUAUCUCCGUUGCGGGCCUAUCAUGGGAUUUAAGAAAUGUUGGUUUUGGGCGACCACGGCUUCAUAAUCCCCAGUACACACAAGGACAGAUACUUCACUAGAGCCGGUCCACUGAUUAUUCAUGACAUCAGGUUAGGACUCUCCAUCAUCGACUCCAGACGCCGGCUUCGCUCAAUGGCGGUAGUAGAGGAAUAGUAGAAUAUUGAGCAUAUUCUCGAUCAAACCUAAGGCCUUAUACGAGGGAUAAUUUAUGAGAAGAACAAACAAAUAUGUGUCUGGUUGAAGCAAUUGAACCGCUUCGUGUCUAAAUCCAUUUUCAAUUCGAAGUCAUGGGAAACAAAAAAGCAUUUCCAGACAAAUGUCCCGACGACACGUGGACGAUGUUUGCGCGUACAGGAGGGCGUUUUUGGUGCAUGAGGGUGUGUUUGAAACAAAAAAAGAAGCGAAAUUGAGAAAGAAAUAGAUAAUGAAUGAGUUUCAAUUCCCUUCAAAAAAAUCAACGAUAUAUAUUCCAACGAGUUUUUACUUACUUACUUACUUAGAUACUUAGAUGGUCCAUCUUCGCUUUCGAUCUUUUAUUGCCUUUUAUUGAUCGAAGCGUGGACCACACGUUUUCCAGGAGGUCUUAUGCAAUCGGUCAUCCAGUGUUGUCCUGGUUGACUGGUAUUCUUGCGAAAAAGUUCCAUCCGUGGUGUUGAACGUGUUAUAGCAUAAUUUUGGUCUGAUUAUCCUUUUUGCCUUGCCAGGGCUAAAAAAGACCGCCCAUUCUGUUAGCAGAAGCAAGCCGAACUGCGUGACCGGUGUACCGUUAGCCGCCAUAAAUGGCGUUGCCUCCCCAUCACCGCGUAGAGGUGGUACUUGAACGAGUUUUUACUGUUUAAAAAUUAGAGUUUUAAGUGAAAGGAAAAAAAAUACUUUAUGCAACUUAUGUUCAGUUCUAUCACGGAAAGCUGAACAGAAACGAUGCUGAAUACGCAUGCCGGAGCCAUGGAGCGAACUUGACUGGAUUUGAAAACGAAAACGAAUUCGUCUUCCUUCGCGGUAAAGUCAUAUGAUACAAGGUCUUUAGCAAUGAUUCAAACAGAUUUUUUCGACGUCUUUCGAACCAAAAUUUGCGAAAAUGAUCAAAUGAUCAUUGAACUAAUAUGGCAUAUCAAAAAAAUCUUUCUUGUCUUUUGUAAAAAAAAUAUCAUAGUAGGCUCAGUAUGAAAAUAAAAUUAUUUUAGCUUCUGAAGAGCAAGUUUGAUAUAAUGAGAGUAAAAAAUAGAUGUUAUUUUUUUUGUAGAAAAGUGCACAAAAGCCCAGCUUUCCAAUUUCCAACUACUUUUUCCCACUUCUAGAUACUGCUCUACGAGAAUUCGCCCAGUACAAUCUGCCUAAAGGAGGAUCUUACUGGCUCGGCGGAAUCCGAAAUUUGAGUUGUUAUGGACCAGGGAACAACGGCUGCAACAGCAUGAAUGUUUUGUCAGAAGACCUUAUCACGAUUCAGCAAAAAUUUUGAGGCUUUCAUGUGGGGUAACGAUCUGACACAGGGGACUUUCGCGUUCACAAAAUGGUCUGAAAUGUACUCGGAGCCGAAUAAUGCCAUUCACAAGUUUGAUCACGCAGAUCCAACUUGGACUGAAUUUUUGGUUUCAGCGGCGAGAACGAAAAUUGUAUGCAGGGAGUCUUGUUCUACGAAUAUCCGAACCUCAACGGCAAACUCAACGAUUAUUUGUGAGUUCCUCAACUCUCUACUUUCACGCCUUUUAAAUUCAAGAUGUUCGCUAAACUUCUCAUGGAGAUCGGAUUUACCUAUGUACACUCCCUACGGUUAUUUCUGUGGAAGAACGGCUACGAGAGUCUCUAGGCACUCAGAGGAAAAAUAUUGUUAGUUGCUUACUACUUCAAUUGAAAAUAAGUGUUUCAGGUUCAUCGGAAGAAGACAGCCGUGGACGGGAUCGCUCCCAAAGACGCCGUUUAUAAUUUAUUGAGAAAAUUAAAAAAAAAAAAACUUUCAGGCUCAUCGAGAGGAAGAAAUAGUCAUCAUUCUUCUGAAGCGCGAAGAAGACCUCGUCAUCAUUCUUCUGAAGAGCGAAGAAGACCUGGCCAUCAUUCUUCUGAAGAGCGAAGAAGACGUGGUCGCCAUUCUUCUGAAGUAG